AGACAUUGUGGUGUGUGCGCGAGUUUGAAAGGCCGCGGCCUGAGACCGAGACUGGGGCCGUGCUCGUGCUGCUUUCGCCAUGUUCUCGCCGCGGACUCCUGCCGGGGCCAAGCGGCCCCUGACGGGCUGCCUUGGGUCGCCGCUGAGCCGGAGCGGCGGCGGCGGCGGCGCCUUCACGAUGCAGGGGCGGCGCAGUGUGUCGGCCGGCGGGACGGGCGUUUUGUCCCCGGCCUGGCGGUCUAGCUUCUGCAGCCGUCCAACCCCAACCAGAGGAGCACAGUAUCAAACAGUUGGUGAGACCCUCAACUAUGAAAUCAGGAAUUUUGGAUCUUCUCUUCCUGUUAAGGUUAUGGAGGCUAUAACCCUAGCUGAAGAUGAGCCAUUGAGUGUUAAAAUAAGUGAAAAUGGUUGGGCGUGGUUAGUUUGUGGUGAAAAACUGAUUGUUUGGAAGAUUGGCCAGAUGCCCAUUGCUAAGCUUUCUGUGUGUAAAGAGUUGCAGUUGCCACCUUGUGAUCUCCCAUAUGUUGCAGACCUGAUCGCUUUAUCUCAUCCAAAUGAACACAGUUCCUUACAGUCUGUAUCAGUAAUGGCAGCUUCCAGACAGGGAGUGAUAUGUUACUGGCCCAGUCUGGCCCAUGAGGAAUCCUACACAGAAAUCACUCUGGAUUUUGGCAAUGACUGGAAGUGUCUGACUGCUGUAUUGGGAAGUGGAUUUAUUCUUGCUUCCCAGAAGAACCAAUUGCUACGAUUAACACCAGAUGGUUCAGGCAAAGUGACUUUUCGCCCCGUACAACAGGGGCAGGGAAUGCUAUCAGGGCUGGGGCGCAGAGUCUCAUCACUCUUUGGCAUUUUGACACCAGUUGCUGAUGUUGUGCUGAGUUCUGUAUUGUGGGAUGAGGAAAAUGAGUGUUUCUAUACCCUGACUAAUUCCAGUCUGAAUAAAUGGGAAGUGGAUGAGACAUCUGAGCGUCAUAUAUUCAGCUGGGACUUGAACAGAUCCAUGAAAGAUGAUCUGGGGGAUUCAAUCUGGGGAGAUGAUGAAAAUUAUGAAGUCGCUAAAUCUGGAAUCAAUAUGCAGUAUCUGGAUUUUCAGCUGAGCAAGGAGGGUCUGGUGAUUUUGACAGCAGCCUGGAACCAUGGAGAUGCUCCAUGCUUAAUCUACUACGUUUUAACCACUCUGCAGGAUAAUGGCUAUCACAUAUCUGAUGAAAUUAGAGUGGAGGUUACUGAAUAUUGUCCAGUGUAUCAGCCAGGUGAGGAGCUGCCGUGCCAGCGAUUUUUGAUUCCAGAUUACUCAAGCCCAUCUGCAUACCUCUACACAUACGAUAUGGUGUUUGCCUGCUGCACGGGGACAGGACGAGCCAGUCUGCCCCAGGAGAAACUGAUCCUGAAUAUGCCAGCUGAUGGUAUCCUGGGAGCUGGAAGUUUUGCUGGAUUGCCUGUGCUCUUCUGCAGGAACAGCGGUUUGGUUGCUGCUCGUCCGAAGGAAAGUGCGUCAAUGUUGCCUGAAAAUAUUGAAGAUUCUCUGGCCUUGGCAGCAUCUGAGACAGCGGAGCAGGCUGAUGCCAGUCAACCAUUUGAAAGGUCAGAGGCACAGGAGGAUAAAACGAAGAUGUUGAAGACUGCCUUUGUGAUGUAUUGCAGAAAGGACGUUAUUGGUGCCCAGAACAUGUUGGAUGAAAUCUUCCCGGACGAUGCUGAUAUGGGACCAGACGCUGAUCUGGACAUGGCUGUGGCACAGAUUAGUCUUGAUCUGAUCAAUGACUAUCCUGCUUGUGACCCACGCUGGGCUGAAUCUGUACCCAAUGAUGUAAGUAGGUUUAGCAACACCUCCCUGCUGCUGCUUCAUCAGCUGGAAGAUAAGAUGAAAGCCCACUACUGUUUGAUGGAAUUUCUUCAGGAUGUGGAAUUACUAAAUCGCCUCCAGACUGUUACGGUGCGUGGAAUCCCAAUGGCUACGCGCCUCUUGCUCUGUGAACAUGCAGAGAAACUUUCCGCUGCUAUUGUUCUAAAAAACCACCACACCAAGCUUCCUGAAGUUGUAAAUGCUGCAAUUAACUCUGCUCUGAGUAAACAGAAUGAAGGCAUUCCUCAGAACCUGACCCCAGCUGAUAUUUUCUUCCGGGAGGUCUCCCAGAUUGAUACUGCAUUCGAUUGUUUGUUGGAGGAAGAAGAAUGUUUUUUGGAGGAGAACCACCCACUAUCUCUGGAAUGGGCACAGAUGGUAAUAAAUGUUAACAACAUCUUGAAGGAUAUGCUGCAUGCAGCUGUCCAUUACCGACACAAUAAAAGCUCAUUUUAUAAGUCACCAGAAGAGGCUGAACAAGAACCCGAGUAUGUUCCCUGGACAGCAUCCAGUGGUCCAACGGGCGUGAGGUCUGUGAUCCUUCGGCAGACUGAUGCUGUUCUAAACAAGGUGUACCCACAAGUCGACACUGCUUCACGUAACACCCUUCUUGAACAACUGGUGGCCCUAAUUGAUUUCUAUUUGGAUGGCUACGUAUGUCAACUCAAGUCAGUGGACAGACCCACUCAGCAGGAAAGAUACAAUAAAUUAGACUUGGAGUACACUCAGAAACGCUCACGUUUGCUGUCACAAUUACUUUCUCUUGGGCAGUACCAGCUGACUGCUUCACUGGCAGAGAAAUACUGUGACUUCGACAUCCUAAUACAACUGUGUGAACAGACUGACAAUCAGACCAGACUACAGCGUUACUUGAACCAGUUUGCAGAUCAGAACUUUUCCGACUUCCUGUUUCGUUGGUACAUGGAAAAGGGGAAAAGGGGGAAGCUUCUUUCACCGCCAGUGUCACAGCAUGCACAGCUGGCCAGCUUCCUGCAGUCCCAUGAGCACCUCAGCUGGCUUCAUGAGAUCAAUGUCCAGAACUUUGAAAAGGCACACAGGACAUUGCUCAAUCUCGCCAACAUGGAGACACGGUACUUUGCAAAGAAGAAAACUCUCCUGAGCCUCAGUAAACUGUCUGCAUUUGCUUCUGAUCUCCCUGAUGACAUUCUGCAAGAGAAGAUAGAGGACUUGACCGUGCAGGAGCGGUAUCUGCUUCACCAGGAGACCUUGCCAAUGGAGCUGCUAAAUAAGAAACAACUCAACAUAGACACCAUGCCUGUGUUAACUGCUUCACAACUGAUCUAUCUUUACAUCAGUGAUGACAACACGAGAGCAAAUGAAUACGAUUUCAAGAAGGCCCUUGAUCUCCUGGAGUUUGUUGAAAAGGAGGAAGGUCUUGAUGCUGAUGUCAACAUUGAUUCAUUGAAACUGGAAAUCUUCUGUCGAGCUAUUCAGAGAGAUGAUUGGUCUUUUGAUGUAAAGGCUGAUCCAAUUGAAGCUGCAAAGGCGACUGUACUGAUAAAGGUCAUAGAAAAGCUCAUGGAUGAAGGAGUUCAACUGAAAUAUUAUCUGCCUGAAGUAAAGGACUUGCUACAGUCUGAUUAUCUGGUAACCCUGAGAUCCAGUUCCUACUUUGAAUUCCUCUUACAAGCAAACUACGAACAUUAUUUAAAAGCACAAUCCUGAUUCCUCUCAAGUUUAUCUCCACAUUCUGCUGCCUUUAAGAUCCUUCACUCAGCAGAUCACGUACUGAAAAUAAACAACCUGCAAUGUUUAAACUUUUGUUUAAAAAUGAAUUAAUUUGCAUUUCUAAUAAAAGUCAUUUAAUUUUAUAAAA
Carcharodon carcharias (great white shark) is the source of this 3683-nucleotide messenger RNA. It is a transcript of the gene nup133, whose product is annotated as nucleoporin 133. The record is from RefSeq and is a predicted model, not a curated record. Bases 80 to 3532 code for a protein of 1150 amino acids. The transcript is spliced from 26 exons. Gene Ontology annotation, molecular function: protein binding; structural constituent of nuclear pore. Lineage: Eukaryota; Metazoa; Chordata; Chondrichthyes; Lamniformes; Lamnidae. Gene Ontology annotation, cellular component: nuclear pore outer ring. Gene Ontology annotation, biological process: transcription-dependent tethering of RNA polymerase II gene DNA at nuclear periphery; protein import into nucleus; poly(A)+ mRNA export from nucleus.